AUGACCAAAUUCUUCCAUACGCCUAAAACACUUGGAAGGCUACCGACAGCGUGCCUGCUUCUGUACUUGACAUGUCUCCGGAGUCAGCAUCACGGAGCCCCGAGCCACCCGAGUCCCUGCCUUGAGGAUCAGCUUCUCGCCGAUCUUGGUCUUCCCCACCCCGAUCUGGGGGACUCGCCGGAGCUCCAGCCCGUACACCUUCUUCCCGCUGCGGUCCUGGAGAACGAGCCGGUGCGUGGCGUUAGAAGGCGUCGCCCGCUGCUGCGGCUCUCCGCUGCCGUCCUGGUCGGCCGUGACUCUGAUGAUCUCCCUGCCGCGCGUGCGUUCCCCCUUCUCAACCGACUCGAGCUCCUCGAUCUGCUCCCAGCGGCUGAGACUCAGAUUCUCAACAUCGAGGACCUGGACAUGGGUGUCGCGCUGGAGUGA
Molecule: messenger RNA, 426 nt
Organism: Clonostachys solani
Lineage: Eukaryota; Fungi; Ascomycota; Sordariomycetes; Hypocreales; Bionectriaceae
Source: the annotation of a GenBank genome assembly